AUGUAUAUCCGGAUGAAAGCUGUCGAAAACUCUGGGCUACACUAUCUAGUGAAGCUAUGCCGAGACUUAUGCGUCUGGGUAAUCGCAGUAACUAUUGUGCUGUUGUUCCUGCUCCUACUAGUGACAGAAAGCUUCCCAGGCACCUACAGGUACGUCCAAAUUGUCCACAUUCAUAAUGAAGAGCCACCAGCUUACAUCACUGAUGAAAAGUUUCUCAGUAUUGGCCUUGACUGCUUUGUUAUUGCUACUGGCUUCAAGGGUUUCAACACAAGUAGCCCCAAACUAGUGAAGAUGAUGCGGCAUUUAUCACCUUCAUAUUUGCGAAUAGGAGGGAAUUUGGCGGACAGGCUAAUCUUUGAUCCUGAAUCUGAUGAGCCAUAUAAAUAUGCUGAGAACCUGUACAAUCAAAUAGGAGAUGAGGAUGAUAUCAACUACCAAUUGGCGCCAAACUAUAGCAUGACAGGCAGGCAGUGGAUCGAUCUUGUUAAGCUAACUGAAAAAGCAAAUUUAGAUGCUAUUUUUGAUUUAAAUUCCUUGUUGAGACAAUCAGAUGGAGAAUGGGAUUACCACAAUGCUGAAACACUAAUAGAGUUUUCACAAAAUAAUAGCCUAAAGCUUAACUGGGAGUUAGGCAAUGAGCCUAAUUCAUACCACCAUAAAUUCAAUACAAGUGUUAGUCCCGAACAACUGGCUAAAGAUUUUCAAACACUAAAGUCUCUACUGGAGGAAUACCCUUUAUAUAGCAAUGCAAUGCUUGUGGGUCCAGAUGUUGACAGACUGGUCACAAAAAAUGGGCAGAAUGAAGAGUAUCUCAGGGUAUUCCUGAGUCAUAUAGGACGUUUGAUUGAUGCUAUAACCUGGCAUCAGUAUUAUGUGAAUGGUAGAACAGCUACUGCACAAGAUUUUUUGAACCCAGUUAUUUUUGACACGCUGAAAACACAGAUAAAAACUAUGAAAUCUAUUUUAAAUGGGACCCAUCUGUCAAACAAACCUUUUUGGCUUGGUGAAACUGCUUCAGCAUAUGGAGGUGGUGCUCCAAAUCUAUCUGAUACUUUUAUUGGAGUAUUUCUUUGGGUUGAUAAAUUGGGAUUAUGUGCAAAGUUAGGAGUAAAUGUUGUUAUCAGACAAUCAAUUUUCAAAGAGUAUUAUGCUUUGUUGGACAAAAACUAUGACCCAAAUCCUGAUUAUUGGGUGAGCAUAUUGUACAAACGCCUAGUUGGUCACAAGGUUUUAAAUUACUUUACUGUAACUAUGCCAACUGUACGUUUGUAUGCCCAUUGUUCUUCUAAAAAUAUACCAACCAACUCAGUUGUUAUUUUUGGCUCAAAUCUUGGCAAUACCGAAGCCAAUAUAAAGCUUGAACCAUCAGAUAGUAAUAGCUUGAUAGUAGUAGCAUAUGAGUUGACUUCCGAUUCUCUGUUAUCCAAGAAUAUAAGACUGAAUGGAAGAUUAUUGAAACUUAGGAGAAAUUAUGAGCUACCAACGUUUGUGCCAAAGUUUACCAACACAGAACCAUAUGUGAAAAUGCCACCAUAUUCUAUUGUCUUUUGGGUGGUAAAGGGUUUAAAUGUUAAAACUUGUAGUAAUUAA
Acanthoscelides obtectus is the source of this 1590-nucleotide messenger RNA. The record is from the annotation of a GenBank genome assembly. Lineage: Eukaryota; Metazoa; Arthropoda; Insecta; Coleoptera; Chrysomelidae.